This is a messenger RNA of Chlamydomonas reinhardtii, 1672 nucleotides long. RefSeq lists its product as uncharacterized. Gene Ontology annotation, molecular function: peptide-methionine (S)-S-oxide reductase activity. The coding region runs from base 163 to 1170 and encodes 335 amino acids. The transcript has 10 exons. Lineage: Eukaryota; Viridiplantae; Chlorophyta; Chlorophyceae; Chlamydomonadales; Chlamydomonadaceae. The record is from RefSeq and is a predicted model, not a curated record.
GGUGUCAUGCAUCAUCAAGUGAACUGUGAGAUAAACAAUUACAAAUUGGGCGAGUCUCGGGGCCUCGCGUGCGGCCAACGACGCAAGAAUAAUACCAUCGGGACGCUUCGUAUCAAACAGUAGACUGUUGCAAAUAAACGCGCGAACAGCCCCCAAAUAGUAAUGAAGGGCGCCUUGCACCGCCCCAUUGGGCGAAAGCUUCUUAGAGGCAGUGAGCGUGUGGCUACAGCCGCUCGCCGCGUUGGCUACUGCCCCAGCUCUGCGCGGCCGCGUGCCAUGGCUGCGGGCGCGGGGGGCGAGGGCUUCCGUGGCGAAGUAACGUCCCUCAAUGAAGGGAAGAGCUUUCAAGAGGAGGUGUCGAGCGAGACCAACACCAUGGUGACUGAUGUGAUGGACAUAGACCGCACGCCGGAGCUGCUCACUUGGAUCUUCAGCGGCAUGUUUGGCAAGAAGGAGCAGCCGCAGACGCCGCAGCCGGUGGAGCAAUCGGUCGCGUCAGAAUCAUCGGGGGCUGCAGCGGGGCCCUCCUCGGGAGUUGCCGCCGCCUCCAGCGGGGCUGCCGCGGGCCGCCCCUCUGCCCCCGCCAGCGCGGAGAUCCCAGCCCCCAGUACGUCUGGCCGUACAGAGCUUGCCACCAUCGGCGGCGGCUGCUUCUGGUGCAUUGAGGCCUGUUUCAGGGAGAUGGUGGGGGUCUCGUCGGUGACCAGCGGCUACGCGGGGGGCCACGUGGAGCGGCCCACGUACCAGCAGGUCCUCACCAAGAAGACAGGACACGCAGAGGUGGUGCAGGUGGAGUUCGACCCAACACAGCUGUCAUAUCGCGACAUCCUGCAGAUCUUCUUCACGCUGCACGACCCCACCACGCCCAACCGCCAGGGCAACGACGUAGGGCCGCAGUACCGCUCCAUCAUCCUCACACACAGCGACGAGCAGCGACGCGUGGCGGAGGAGGUGCUGGGCGAGGUGAACAAGGGGCUGUGGUUCGGCAAGCGCGCGGUGACGGAGCUGGUGCCGCUGACCACCUUCUACCCCGCUGAGGCCUACCACCAGCGCUACUUCGCGCGCAACCCCAGCCAGCCAUACUGCGCCAUAAUCGUGGCGCCCAAGCUGCAGGAGUUCCGGAGGAAGUACGCCAAGAAGCUCCGAAGCUACGCGGCACCGGAGCUGUGAGGGCAGUGAGGGGCUGCGAGGCCUGCGGGGUAAAGCUGCAGCGGGCAGGAGGCUUCUCGUCAUUCCAAAAGCUCGACGCAGUGAGCCAUUAUUGGAGUGGGCUUGGGCUCACUUCUUGUGUGCCCCCUUCGGCGUUGUUAGGACAGUUCAGGUGGUAGCUAGUGUGGAUUUUAAUGGCCGGUAGACUUGAACGACAGGAGGACGAAACGCCGGAGCGGAACGCAACGGGCAACGGUGGCUGGGAGGCAUGCUGGCGUAGUGGUGACGAAUACGGUGAGGCUGCAGCACGCCAUGGCGGGGCCGUCUAGGGCCGUAGUGGUCUGAUUGGUGGGCGAGAGCCCAGGGCUGGGACACGCGACCGUCGAGCGCAGUGAUCAUCUGCCAUGUAGCUGUUACAGUGGUAUGCUAGUUUGCAAAGGAGGAGCGCGGAAGACUGAGAGAGGUCCAAGCAGGUCCAAGCCGUCACUUGUAUCCGAAAGUCAAUUAGUCAAAUGGUCACUUC